GUUUGCAGAGGGCUGGCCGUGCUGCUCGUGCAGCUGUGUUCAACUCUAGAGCAGUGGUGAGGAGAAAGCAGCCCGAGUGCUUCACUGGGGGAGUCACAAGCAUCUUCUCGAAGUGUUAUUUUCACCGGUGAGUGACAGGCUUGUGUUAUAAGCUUUUCAGAUAACAGUCUUUUAAUUGAUGGUUAAAUAAUGCCUUUUCUGUACAGAACCUGCUCUGGCCAGGGUUAGGUGACACCACCCGAGCAGACCUGUCCCCAGCAGAGGGGCAGCACCUCAGAUGUGCACUCAUGGAGGGGCAGGUCUUUCUGUGCUGUGUCAGAUUUGUGGCUCUUGGUCUCCUGAUACUGAUUUUAGAUUUCCUACGGUAUUUUUGGGAGACAAAGCAUGCUGCCGUCUCAUCAGUGCUUGGGUCCAGCGUACGGCUGCCUGUUCCUUUGGAUACCGGACCCGCUGGGCUGAGCCAUCCCUUCCCAUCCUCCGUCCCCUGUAAUCACCUCUUUGUAGCUCCCUCUGUGUUUCUGCAAACCCUAGAGAGCACAGUUUCACAUUAAACUCUUUAUUCCCUAGUCCAAGAGGAAAUCUCUGCCAAGGGAAAGCUCAAGUAUUUCUCUCUCUCUCUCUCAGGGAAAAAAUGUCUUUGGAAAAAUACUGUAAGUACAGUGAGGCGGCUUGUUAUUCACAAUUCAUCUGUUCUAUAAAUUAUUCUAUACCUAUACCCUAUUCUAUACCAGUUAGUAAGUGGGAAAUAGGCUGAAACUUGCCUGUUAGACCUUUAAAGCUGAGCAUAAAUUUGAACUGUGUCCUGGAAGAGAGCAGAGCUGCCCCACACGCUGCUGGCUUAUAAAUAGCACGGAAUGUACAUGAGCUGGGCUGCUGGUAGAGAAAAAGGAUGCUGACGACUGGAGAGGUUGAUUUGCCUUUCUCGCCGAUGUGCUCAUCUUGGAGUAGCGCUCGGGGGAGGACGGCUGUGUGGAAAAGCCGCGCGUCAGAGCAGAAAUAAUGUCAUGCAGCCCAAUGGCUGCAGAAGAUCCCGGUUCGGAGCUCACCUGGGGGUUAUAAAGGCGGCUGAAGGAGCAAAAGUAGCAGCGAGGGGAGCCGGAGAGCAGCACGCUGCGAGAGGCAGGAGCAUCCGCUCGUUCCUGCUGCCGGUACCCGGGCUGAGGGAGGGCAGGACGAGGGGAGGACGGCUCUCCCGGCACACGGAGCGAGCUCCGCUCUCUCGCUAAUGAGCUAUUUCCAAAUUGGAGGAGCGGAGCGGCAUGUCAGAGAUGUUGCCCUGUUUUGUCUGGCUCUCCCUCCCCGACUUGCUUAACGCUUUCGCGACCCCAGGAAAGUUGCCCCUCAAUGGGAGCCUGGAGGAGCCUUUUGUAAUCCCGAACAUCUCGGGUUUCUUUUCCUGGGAUAACGACAGCCUGGCCGACUGGCAGAGCUUUGUGGGCAGGAGCCGGUACGGAGCGGAGUCGCAGAGCAUCACGGUGAAAGCCCUGCUCGUCACGGCGUACUCCUUCAUCAUCAUCUUCUCCCUCUUCGGCAACGUCCUGGUCUGUCACGUUGUCAUCAAGACCAAGCGCAUGCACUCCGCCACCAGCUUGUUCAUUGUCAACCUGGCUGUAGCCGAUAUCAUGAUCACCCUCCUCAACACGCCUUUUACACUGGCUCGUUUUGUGAACAGUACCUGGAUAUUCGGGAAGGGGAUGUGCCAUGUCAGCCGGUUUGUGCAGUACUGCUCCCUCCACGUCUCCGCCUUGACCCUCACAGCCAUUGCCGUGGACAGGCACCAGGUUAUAAUGCACCCUCUGAAACCUCGCACGUCUGCUGCAAAAGGUGUUAUAUACAUCUCUGUAAUCUGGAUCAUGGCAACUUGUUUUUCCCUGCCACAUGCCAUCUACCAAAAACUCUUCACUUUUGAAUACAGCGAGGAAGUGACCCGAUGCCUGUGUCUGCCAGAUUUCCCCGAGCCCGCUGACCUCUUUUGGAAGUACCUCGACUUAGCAACCUUCAUUUUGCUCUAUGUCCUGCCCCUUCUGAUCAUCUCUGCUGCCUACGUGACGGUGGCCAAGAAACUCUGGCUGCGCAAUGUCAUCGGGGACGUCACCACUGAGCAGUACUUUGCCCUUCGUAAAAAGAAUAAGAAGACCAUAAAGAUGCUGAUGCUUGUUGUCAUCCUCUUCGCGGUCUGCUGGUUUCCCUUGAAUUGCUAUGUCGUCCUCCUCUCCAGCCAGACCAUCCACACCAACAAUGCCCUGUACUUUGCCUUUCACUGGUUCGCAAUGAGCAGCACCUGCUACAACCCCUUCAUCUACUGCUGGCUCAACGACAGCUUCCGAUCAGAACUCAAGGCUUUGCUCAACAUCUGCAGAAAACCUCCUAGACCCACCGAACAGAGGCUUCCCUCCACGGUCCCAUCCUACCGACUGGCGUGGCCAGAAAACGGCAGCUUCAAGAGGUUGCAGGUCUCCCAUGUCCUCCCAUCGGCCUCCAACAUCCAGUUGGGAAAGACAGACAUCUCUGCAGUGGAGCCGAUAGUAGCUGUGAGCUAAACGGUGGCCCUGGGAAACCUGUAAGGAUCGCACAUAGAUUUGGCUAGAGCUAAAAUGGUGGGAAGGUGUGGAGCCCUGGCGUGCUUGGGGACUGUGCAACCACACGCGAUAAAGCCAAGAAGGAGGUUCUGCAGGAGGUAGCGUGAAAGAGCUGGGUGUUUGAUGCAGGCUGACAAUAACGGCGUGGAGCCCUUAAAGGAGAGAAAACAAACUCUUCUCAGGAAGGAACUCUCUUUGUCAAGUUGACUUUGGAUCAGCUUGCAGGAUGACAUUCUCUGCAUGUAUGUCGCUGUUAUCUGCAUGACUAGGCCUUCUUACCACUGGGGCUGCGUGUCUGUUUUGCUGGUAUUUACACACAAAAGCAACAAUCUAAUGACAUAAAGCUUCCUUUCCCUUUUCUAAGUCUCUUAGUAGCAGCAUGGAAAUGGUCGAGAUGUAGACCUUUAGGUUGCUGGCUGGGUAGGAAGGCGUCCCUUCUGAACUGGGGCCUGACGGAUCAAGAUCUGCUCAGAACGAGCAAUCAGAUACAUUUCACAAAUCCAUGUUUUGGUGGAAAUACCCUCAGAGAGGUGGAGAGUAAGGUGGACACUGGAAAAAGAGCAGUCUCUUACAUUACAGUCAUUUUCUUUAAGGUAGGAUUAAAGAAGGAUGGAUGUUUAUUCUUUGCAUAAAUAGAUGGCGAGCACCAACCUGUUAGCUCACCGAAUUUUUCUUUCCUAAGACGAAGUCAUGAAUCUUCAGAAAGCUUUUCUUCAAAUAGAAAACUAAACGCCAAAAGGUUACUUUUGAGAAUGUUGGACUUACCAUCCACAGCUGGAGAAGAGGUAAUUAAACACUACUCUGAGUUUCUGCUAGGACCUUUUGAUCAGAGCAUCUCUGCAAUGUUGUCAAGUGGCAACUAAAGGAUCCCAGAGAUUGACGUUUUAUUUUGUCUUUGAAUGUUGCUCCCUUAUGCUGUAAAGCACCUGGGUACUUCUCAGAUCAGACAUCUGGGACAUUUCAUCCCAACUAAGACACUAGCUCUCUGGAAUCAGUUCAUAAAUGGAGUGCUUCGAGAGAACAGAUGAUAUCCGUGAUAGCAAGUAAUAAAAGUGGAACAUUUCUCUGCAAGGUAUCCUCUGGCGAUUGCACAAUUUUGGUGCAUUUAAAGACAAGUGAGAUGUGUCCUUCUUGGAGUGGCUAAGAAAAUUGAUUUGACUGCAGCUGUCUGGAGUAGUUUGCAGAACUUGAUGUUCUUAGCAGAAGAAAAUCUGAUUUGGAAUAAUGGAAAAAAAAUGAGCAUUCCAAAAACUGUACCUCGUGUUGCACAGGAAAGCAAUAACUGUCUCUGUGCUGAGGAAAUCAGCUUGAAUGUCACACCAAGGUGCCCCAUUCCACAUCCAGCUUGCAGCAGACAUCAGUGAAGUGAGAAAAAUCUUUUUAUAAAUGACUAUAACCGGGGGAAAAAAAAAAAAAAAAAGAAGAUAAACUGUUUUUCCCAAUGUCCUGUAAUAAAAUUACACUUCUGAAAUAAUUUUCAGUCGUGUGCGGGUCUUUCACACGUGAGUAUUUAAAAGAGACUGAGAUGCCUACCACUCCUUGCAGCUCACCUGUCCUUUCACAAGGUGUUACGUCUCUCACUUUGAAUCCAGUGGUAUUUUACUACCCUGUAUCACGGCCCCACGGGUCAGGGUACUUUGUGUCACUGGUACGCAGGAUCAAACCUUUCCUCCUGCCUGCUGUGACCCCUUAAGCCAAGUCCCAUUUCCUCCCUUAGCAUUUGCAACACGUCAGCCCUGAAGUGGUCAGGCAGUUGGACUAGAUGAUCGUUGUAUGUCCCUUCCAACUGAAAUCUAUUCCAUUCCAUUCCAUCCUGUCCUAUUCUAUUCUACUGGAGAUUGGUUCCCUCGGUCAAAAGAAAAACCAUUUACGUGCAGAUUCUAGCAGCGAGUGUUCACUCACUGGUGGCAGA
This is a messenger RNA of Chroicocephalus ridibundus (black-headed gull), 4491 nucleotides long. It is a transcript of the gene GPR83, whose product is annotated as G protein-coupled receptor 83. Gene Ontology annotation, molecular function: neuropeptide Y receptor activity. Gene Ontology annotation, cellular component: plasma membrane. The record is from RefSeq and is a predicted model, not a curated record. The transcript is spliced from 4 exons. NCBI's taxonomy places the organism in Eukaryota, Metazoa, Chordata, Aves, Charadriiformes, Laridae. Gene Ontology annotation, biological process: neuropeptide signaling pathway. Bases 1260 to 2540 code for a protein of 426 amino acids.